ACCCCGCUCCGGUACCGGCCCCGUUGCCCGCUCCCCGCUCCGGUACCGGCUGUGUUCCCCGGCAUGAGCAGCUCCCAGUUCAACAAGGGCCCGUCCUACGGUCUCUCCGCCGAAGUCAAGAACCGGCUCGCCCAGAAGUAUGACCCACAGAAGGAGGCUGAACUGCAGACGUGGAUCGAGAGUGUCACAGGCAAACAGAUCGGACCUGACUUCCAGAAAGGGCUGAAGGAUGGGGUGAUCCUCUGCGAGCUCAUGAACAAGCUGCAGCCCAACUCGGUGAGGAAGAUCAACCGCUCGGCUCAGAACUGGCACCAGCUUGAGAACCUCUCCAACUUCAUCAAGGCCAUGGCCAGCUAUGGCAUGAACCCCGUGGACCUCUUUGAAGCCAAUGACCUUUUUGAGAGUGGGAACCUGACGCAGGUGCAGGUGUCGCUGCUGGCACUGGCGGGAAUGGCCAAGACAAAGGGGCUGCAGAGCGGGGUGGACAUCGGCGUGAAGUACUCUGAGAAGCAGCAGAGGAAUUUCGACGAGGCCAAGAUGAAGGCUGGGCAGUGUGUGAUCGGGCUGCAGAUGGGCACAAACAAGUGUGCCAGUCAGUCUGGUAUGACAGCCUAUGGCACCCGGAGGCACCUCUACGACCCCAAAAAUCAGAUCCUGCCACCCAUGGACCACUCCACCAUCAGCCUCCAGAUGGGCACCAACAAGUGUGCCAGUCAGGUGGGCAUGACUGCUCCCGGCACCAGGAGACACAUCUAUGAUGCCAAGAUGGGGACAGAGAAGUGUGACAACUCCUCCAUGUCACUGCAGAUGGGCUCCAACCAGGGCGCCAACCAGAGCGGGCAGGUCUUUGGCCUCGGCCGCCAGAUCUACGACCCCAAGUACUGUCCACAGGGCAGCCAGGGUGAGGUGGCCAACGCCGCCGGGGACCAGAGCGGGGACCCCCCUGGGUACCACUACUACCAUGAGGAGGAGGAGAGCUACUGAGCAGGAUGGCUCAGCCCCACCUGCACCAUCUCAUGUACAGCCCUACAUUCCAGCCUUCACUUUGAUAAUUCCCUCUUUUAGAACUCUUUUUUUAACUUUGGAAAUCAAUCUAUUUUUUCUGAGCAAGGAAAUAAAGACCCUGUUUCUA
Messenger RNA from Cinclus cinclus, 1132 nucleotides. RefSeq names its product calponin 2 (gene CNN2). Gene Ontology annotation, molecular function: actin binding. The record is from RefSeq and is a predicted model, not a curated record. Lineage: Eukaryota; Metazoa; Chordata; Aves; Passeriformes; Cinclidae. The coding region runs from base 64 to 984 and encodes 306 amino acids. Gene Ontology annotation, biological process: actomyosin structure organization. The transcript is spliced from 7 exons.